Molecule: messenger RNA, 2392 nt
Organism: Tupaia belangeri chinensis (Chinese tree shrew)
Lineage: Eukaryota; Metazoa; Chordata; Mammalia; Scandentia; Tupaiidae
Gene: GCK
Product: glucokinase
Exons: 10
Coding region: 166-1569 (467 amino acids)
Biological process (GO): glucose metabolic process; intracellular glucose homeostasis; glucose 6-phosphate metabolic process
Cellular component (GO): mitochondrion; cytosol
Molecular function (GO): glucokinase activity; ATP binding; fructokinase activity
Source: RefSeq, a predicted model, not a curated record
GGCCUGCCCCUGACGUGUGGUGGCUGGCUGAGUAUUUCAGCAGUGGCAACUGGGCCUGAUCAGUGCAGAAGUCCUGGGCUGCCUGCCCCUGGGACUCUCCUCUAGCCAGGCAGCCCUCACCUGCCACACGUGGGUCUCAGCCGGCAGGAGCAUCCCCACAUCCUGAUGGCGUCAGAUCACACAGCAAAGAACCAGCCCCAGACAGCCUUGACUCUGGUGGAGCAGAUCCUGGCGGAGUUCCAGCUACAAGAGGAGGACCUGAAGAAGGUGAUGAGGCGGAUGCAGAAGGAGAUGGCCCGUGGCCUGAGGCUAGAGACCCACGAGGAGGCCAGUGUGAAGAUGCUACCCACCUACGUGCGUUCCACCCCGGAAGGCUCAGAAGUCGGCGACUUUCUCUCCCUGGACCUGGGCGGCACCAACUUCAGGGUGAUGCUGGUGAAGGUGGGGGAGGGCGAGGCAGGCCAGUGGAGCGUGAAGACCACGCACCAGAUGUACUCCAUCCCCGAGGACGCCAUGACGGGCACCGCUGAGAUGCUCUUCGACUACAUCUCUGAGUGCAUCUCUGACUUCUUGGACAAGCAUCAGAUGAAGCACAAGAAACUGCCCCUGGGCUUUACCUUUUCCUUCCCCGUGAGGCAUGAGGACAUCGACAAGGGCAUCCUUCUCAACUGGACCAAGGGCUUCAAGGCCUCAGGAGCUGAAGGGAACAACAUUGUGGGGCUUCUACGAGAUGCCAUUAAAAGGAGAGGGGACUUUGAGAUGGACGUGGUGGCAAUGGUGAACGACACAGUAGCCACGAUGAUCUCCUGCUACUACGAAGACCACAAGUGUGAGGUCGGCAUGAUUGUGGGCACUGGCUGCAACGCCUGCUACAUGGAGGAGAUGCAGAACGUGGAGCUGGUGGAGGGCGACGAGGGCCGCAUGUGUGUCAAUACGGAGUGGGGCGCCUUUGGGGACUCGGGCGAGCUGGACGAGUUCCUGCUGGAGUACGACCGCGUGGUGGAUGAGAACUCCGCGAACCCCGGUCAGCAGCUGUACGAGAAGCUCAUCGGCGGCAAAUACAUGGGCGAGCUGGUACGGCUGGUGCUGCUCAAGCUUGUGGACGAGAACCUGCUCUUCCAUGGGGAGGCCUCGGACCAGCUGCGCACACGCGGCGCAUUCGAGACACGCUUCGUGUCGCAGGUGGAGAGCGACUCUGGCGACCGCAAGCAGAUCCACAACAUACUGAGCACGCUGGGGCUGCGGCCCUCCGCUGCCGACUGCGACAUCGUGCGCCGCGCCUGCGAGAGUGUGUCCACGCGCGCCGCGCACAUGUGCUCGGCCGGGCUGGCAGGUGUUAUCAACCGCAUGCGCGAGAGCCGCAGCGAGGAUGUGAUGCGCAUCACAGUGGGCGUGGACGGCUCAGUGUACAAGCUGCACCCCAGCUUCAAGGAGCGGUUCCACGCCAGCGUGCGCAGGCUGACGCCCAGCUGCGAGAUCACCUUCAUUGAGUCGGAGGAAGGCAGUGGCCGGGGUGCGGCCCUGGUCUCAGCUGUGGCCUGCAAAAAGGCCUGCAUGCUGGGCCAGUGAGGGCAGAGGACGAAGGAAGGCAGAGAGCUCAGCCACCACUGGAACCCCGCUCUGCGAGGGCAGGGCGCUCCCACAGGUGAUCCCAGUCUGCUGAGGGCAGGAGGCCUCGCCUGGAAGGACCCCAACGCUUCAGUCUCACCACCACCCCUGGAAGAUGGGGUGGACCAGAGCCAAGCAGGCCUCUUCCCUCCCCCAGGGCACAAGGGGUGGGGGUGAGGAGGAUUGGAACAGGAUUCCUUCCUACUGAACUCAGUAACCAAGGGAGUUGCUCACAAGGACUUGGUUGUGUCCAGCGCUUCCUGCCUUUCAGAGCUAGGGCCUAGGCCUCUGCUGGGAGAGGGGUGCUCCAAGGCUGCUGUGGCUUGGCUUCUCUGGGCAUUCACCUUUCCUAGGGAGGCAAACCCAGACCUGGGCCCCUUGGGCUGCUGAUCACCCUAGUCUGGCUAUUUUCUAGCCUGUGGCUCCAGAGACCCAGGGGUGGUGGGCGGGGGACAAUGGGAUGGACUUCCCAGACUUCCAGGUACCCCAGGCCUUGCCCUUCCACACCGCACCCCUGAGUGGGUCAUGCUUCUGGGUGGACCACCAGGAGGUACAGGAGACAGAGCCCCAAGUCUCUGCCCCAACAGGCCUACAAAAGGGAGAAGGCCCCCCUUGCCCCAUAGGCAGACUGGGAGCACCCCAUGGACAGCCCAGGAAGAAACCCAGAGCAGCAUUCAGGGGGUCCCCAGAUCCACCCUCUUAUCCUCACCAGAGGCCAUGCCCCUGUUUCCAUGUCAACCUGGGACUCCAGGGUUUUUUAAUUAAAGACUUUAAGAGAUUCAAA